GAAAUGACAUACAUGAAAACUUUAACUUCGCCUGAUACUGUAACUAAAUUUUGGUUGGUUAUCCUGAUUAUACCGAGCAUUUCGAACUGUUUAUUUUGAUGUUAAUCGUGCGUUAUUUAAAUAAAUAUCAAAGUAGUAAAAAAUGUUACCUUUGUCGUUAUUAAGAACAGCUCAAAAUCAUCCUAUGCUAGUCGAACUUAAAAAUGGAGAAACAUACAAUGGACAUUUAGUUAGUUGCGAUAGUUGGAUGAAUAUUAAUCUCAGAGAGGUUAUAUGUACAUCUAGGGAUGGCGAUAAAUUUUGGAGAAUGCCUGAAUGUUACAUUCGAGGCAGUACAAUUAAGUAUUUACGAAUUCCUGAUGAAGUAAUAGAUAUGGUAAAAGAAGAUGUACAAAUGAAGUCAAGGGGACGUGGGGAAAUGAAAGGAAGAGGACAAAGUCAACGAGGUCGCGGUAGUGGAAGAGGGACUUUUGGUCGCGGUGGUAGAGGUCCUGCUGCUCUCGGCCGUGGUGGUGGUAAUCAGGGGGGAAACAAAUCUCAAAAUAAAGCAAGGACCAAAUAAAGUUGUGUUAUCAUUUUAGUUCGCCUAGUAAAUUUUCAUCUUUUUUUUUUUUUAAUACUUUUAGUUGGGAACAUUCAUAUAUAGUAUAAAAUUAUUUUUAUGUAAUUUUUAUUUAAACUAGGUAUGCGAACGUGCAAAGUGAUGCAGCAUUUUUGUAACAAACACCUAUUGAUAAAAUACUGAUAAAAUACAUUUUUACAGUUUGAUUAUAUCCAAUUAGUAAUUUAAUUAGGAUAAUAAUAUUAAAUGUUAUGUAUAAAAAAAAAAGUAUUUAUUUCAUUUACAUAAAUUAUAGAGGACAAAACGUUUUCUCUUAAAACUAUUUAUACACAUUCCUUAUUUACUGAACAUAGAAUAAAAGUUAAAUACUAUUGUACAAUUAUGUAAAUUGUUUAUUACCAGAAGAAUAGUGUAACUAUAAUUAAUUUGAUUACGUCACUUGUUCAUAAGGUAUUGUCAGAUCAGUGAAAAGAAAAUUGUAAAAUUGAUACAAAACAUGUUGUACUUAAAGUGGAUACACAAUGACAAGUAUACAAUACAGUGUUCAAGAUUUCAUGUGCCUGAAACAAGAGAUACACCGACAUAAGAAAAAAAAAAAAAAAAAAAAAAAAAAAAGAAAAAAUCUGCAAUAAAACCGAGCAACUAAUUAUACUUACUUUAUUGAAGUUUAUUUUUAUUUUUAGAAAUGGAAUUAUAUUUAUCGUCCUUCAACUGUAACAAAAACAAACUUAGUUGUAACUUUUUAAACUACAUCCUCAAAUUUUAUGUGGAAGUAAACUUACUGUAUGAAGCUAAAUCUAUUUCAUCCGGUAAUUCUGUAAUAUUAACAUCAAACCGUUCUUGAACAUCGUUCAAUAUUUUAGCAUCGCUUUCAUCACUGACUAAUGUAAUAGCAAGCCCCUGCAAAUAUGAAGUGUUAAGACAAAUA
Molecule: messenger RNA, 1490 nt
Organism: Frieseomelitta varia
Lineage: Eukaryota; Metazoa; Arthropoda; Insecta; Hymenoptera; Apidae
Product: U6 snRNA-associated Sm-like protein LSm4
Exons: 5
Coding region: 143-562 (139 amino acids)
Biological process (GO): nuclear-transcribed mRNA catabolic process; mRNA splicing, via spliceosome; P-body assembly
Cellular component (GO): P-body; U6 snRNP; spliceosomal tri-snRNP complex
Molecular function (GO): U6 snRNA binding
Source: RefSeq, a predicted model, not a curated record